GUGACGUCAGGGGCCGCCGCCGCCGCCUUGCCGCGCAAGGUUGUGCCCACAUGUGACCAGCUUAAACUAGUUCUGAAGACACAAAGGGAAAGGCAAGGCGAGAUAAGGAGCCAGAUAGCGGGGCGGGCGGUGGAGCAGGGCCAGGCGAGCGGCACGGCAAGCAGGAGGAGCAGCCUUCGUCACGACAGAGCGACCCAGGCGCCGGCGACGAGACCCGCAGCAUCCAUCCAGAAUGCAGGUCCGUGGACUCUAUUUGCUUUUGGUUCUGAUCCUUCUGGCUGCAUCUUCUGAGGCUGGCAAGAAUAAGAAAGAAAAGGUGAAGAAAAAUGGCUCUGAUUGCGAGGAAUGGCGCUGGGGUCCCUGCGUCCCCAACAGCAAGGACUGUGGUGUUGGCUUUCGUGAGGGAACUUGCAAUGAAGAGACCAAGAAACUAAAAUGCAAGAUCCCCUGCAACUGGAAGAAAGAAUUUGGAGCUGAUUGCAAGUAUAAGUUUGAGAGCUGGGGCGGUUGUGACUCGGCAACAGGUCUGAAGUCCCGUUCGGGCACUCUGAAGAAGGCCCUCUACAAUGCCGAGUGCCAGGAAACUAUACAAGUGACCAAGCCCUGCUCUCCUAAGGCCAAGUCAAAAUCCAAAGCAGCCAGAAAAGGAAAGGGGAAGGACUAGAACGAUGGAUGCAGCCCCACCGUCUUCAGGGCAUGGUGCCUGAACCCUCUUGGACACACACCACUUGGAGCUCCAGCGUGGUCCCUCCCAGCUUGGCAGCCCUUUUGCCACAUCCCACCCCUCUUCUGCCUC
Molecule: messenger RNA, 796 nt
Organism: Lacerta agilis (Sand lizard)
Lineage: Eukaryota; Metazoa; Chordata; Lepidosauria; Squamata; Lacertidae
Gene: MDK
Product: midkine
Exons: 5
Coding region: 233-664 (143 amino acids)
Molecular function (GO): growth factor activity
Source: RefSeq, a predicted model, not a curated record